Thyridium curvatum is the source of this 2022-nucleotide messenger RNA. RefSeq lists its product as uncharacterized. The coding region runs from base 1 to 2022 and encodes 673 amino acids. Lineage: Eukaryota; Fungi; Ascomycota; Sordariomycetes; Thyridiales; Thyridiaceae. The record is from RefSeq and is a predicted model, not a curated record. The transcript has 7 exons. Gene Ontology annotation, molecular function: hydrolase activity, hydrolyzing O-glycosyl compounds. Gene Ontology annotation, biological process: glucan catabolic process.
AUGAGCUAUUCCUUGGCAACCUCGUACGUCGGCAGCAGCCUGAUCUCGGGGUUCAACUGGUUUAAUGGCGCGGAUCUGUCCCAUGGUUUCGUGGCGUAUCAGUCCCAGCAAGAUGCUCUGGCCAAAGGCCUCUACUCCAUCGAUGCUACCUCGCAGGCAGUGACCCUGCGCGUUGACACGACCAAUGUGUAUCCCGCCAACGGGACCAGCGGCGGGCGCCCCAGUAUUCGUCUGGAGAGCAAGUUGGCCGUGAACAAGGGUCUUGUCAUUGGCGAUUUUGCCCACAUGCCUGGCUCUAUAUGCGGCACUUGGCCUGCAUUUUGGAUGUAUGGCCCGAACUGGCCAAACUCGGGCGAGCUCGACAUCAUCGAGGGCGCCAGCACGGCCGUCAAGAACCUUAUGUCGGCACACACUGGGCAAGGAUGCACCCUACCCUCAUCGGGCUUCACUGGCUCGCAGGGCGCCACCGACUGUACUAGCCCAGGCAACAAUGGUAAUCUCGGAUGUGGCUACGUGCCUCCCACCUCUGACACGCACUCGUACGGCGAUGACUUCAACUCCGUCGGCGGCGGCGUUUACGCCGUUCAAUGGACCGACGAGGCCAUCAAGAUCUGGCACUUCGCGCGCUCUUCUAUUCCUCAAGAUAUCACCAAUAAGACCCCGGAUCCGUCCUCGUGGGGCCUGCCUGAAGCCCUGUUCGGCGGCUCAACUUGCAACGUCGACAAGUACUUCAAGGACAUGAGCAUCGUGAUCAACACAGACUUUUGCGGCGACUAUGCUGGCAACCUCUGGGGUGUGGCCGAUACUUGCAAUGCAGAUACAGGGGCAACCUGCCAAGAAUGGGUUGGCAACAACCCCCGGGCGUUUACCAAUGCUUACUGGGAGAUCAACUACAUUGACGUCUAUGAUGAGACUAGCUCUCCGUCCCAGUCGUCGACAGUACCAGUGCCAACCUCCUCUCGGCCGAUCUCCUCGGGGAUCUAUGGCAACUACUCCACCACUGCUACCACUUCUGCAGCCUCCUCCGCGGCGUCCUCUGCUACAGUCUCCUCGCCUGGUACAUCGUCCCCGACCCCAACGACGUCCUUGACGCGCGAUCCUGCCAAUAUUGGCGACUUUGUCCUACUCGGAUGCUUCGGCUCAUCUUCGCGCUUCGUCACGUUCGCCCUCGCCGACACAAGAUCAGAUAUGACUCCCGAGGUUUGCGUCGGACUUUGUGCGCAGAGUAAAUACGCUGGAGUGUUCGACAAUGUCGUGCUCAGGACCUGUUAUUGCGCCAACGACCUGGAUGCGGGCACCUCGGCCUUGCCAGACAUUAGCCAGUGCAGCCAGAACUGCCCCGGCAACCCAGACGAGUACUGCGGCGGUGUUAUCAACGUCAGCACUAGCCCCAACAGCGGAAGCAACAGCCGCCGCCUGCUCCGCACCCGUGCUGCCCCGGCCAAUGUCCUGUUGACCGUCUACGGAAACACGGGCUCCAUCCCUGCGCCUCGCCCCGCGCCGGCCAAGGGAGGACCGGGUGGCUCUAGUCCCCCCGCCAUCGGUGGUGCUGGUGCCGGCGUGAUUGGUGCUGCGGGCGCUGGCGCUUGUGCCAUGGUUGUUGUUACGUCCACUGUGACUUACUCGACCGUCUGCGCGACCAACCCCGCCGUGCUCGAGGUCCUGGAAUACUGCACCACCAUGACUGUUCCCGGUCCUGGGUGCAGCCUCAAGGCAAUCACCCCGCAGGUGCCGAUGACCACUGUUGUUAGAGCUUGCUCGGCUUGCGGCGCCGCCGGCGAGUCGGCUGUGACAUUGACCAUCCCCGCGGCUCUCUGCGCCACUGGCACAGGAUCUGGUGCCGUCCCGGCUAACACGGGCGCGGCUGUAGUUGUGCCGACUUCGCAACCCACCGCGGUCGUCAAUGGUUCCGGAUCGACAUCGAUAUACGUGACGGCCGCUGCUUCUAGCAACUCGGCGUACGGAGUGGCCGCGAUGCUCAUAGCUGGAGCCGUUGGCUUUGGAGCUGUUCUGCUCGCCUAA